Messenger RNA from Penicillium daleae, 1821 nucleotides. Its product is annotated as C6 transcription factor. The coding region runs from base 1 to 1821 and encodes 606 amino acids. Gene Ontology annotation, biological process: regulation of DNA-templated transcription. The transcript is spliced from 4 exons. Gene Ontology annotation, molecular function: transcription cis-regulatory region binding; DNA-binding transcription factor activity, RNA polymerase II-specific. Lineage: Eukaryota; Fungi; Ascomycota; Eurotiomycetes; Eurotiales; Aspergillaceae. The record is from RefSeq and is a predicted model, not a curated record. Gene Ontology annotation, cellular component: nucleus.
AUGGCCAAGCUUGCACGCAGUGCUACAAGGCAAAAUGCCGCUGUAUGUAUCCGUCUCAGAAAAGCCUGUGAGCCAUCGGAAUCGGUUCGCAGGCGCAAUGCGCAGACAGCCGCAGCUGAGGCGUCCGAUAUGCGGAUCUCUCGGCUGGAAGAUAAGAUGGAGAGCUUGUUAUCCGCCAUGCAAUCAUUCAUCGGUGCUAGGGGUGAGACUGGACCUGCUGUCAACGUCAUUAAACCGAUGAAUGAACAUGGCAGCGCUCCUUCGAUCACGUCCCAUUCAAAUAGUACUCUAGUCAACCCGACAGACACGAACCUUGCAUUGAGCGAUGGGUUAACAUCCGCAGCGGGCUCCAUUGCGAUAGUCUCGUCGCCCCCAAAUGCAUUGCUACUGCCUCAUCAGUACCCACUAUCUCCCAAUACUCCAUCACUGAUACAGGCAGACGAACGACUAAAUUUUUUCCGAUCCCGCAUGCUGCCAUUUUUUCCUUUCAUCGACUUGACCCCGGAUAUGACAAGCUGGUAUCUGCGGCAUAAUAGACCUUUCCUAUUGCAAGCCAUCCAUACCGUGACCACCUUCUCAACACAAGCAAGGCUGGCUCAAAUCGAAGAGUUGAAGCGCGUCUUGUUCACAUCUGCUCUGCUCGAAGUCAAGUCAAAUAUUGACCUGUUGCUGGGACUAUUGACGUAUCUAGCAUGGAGCACGGAUGCUUUUCUCGGCAGAGCAGACCUCCUCUCGCGACUCAUGAUGCUCGCCGUCUCACUUGUGUAUGACUUGAGAUUGUUCAAGCCCUCAUCAACAGACGUCGAAUUUAUGAUGAUGAUCACCCAGGGGAGGGCUGAUGACAAUAGCGGGAGCUCCGUUAAUGAAACGCCCUAUGAGCUAUUGGAAAGACAGCGAGCAGUACUGGCAUGUUUUAUGCUAAGCUCAAAUGUCUCGUCCCAUCUCGGGCGCCAAGAUGCUUUACGAUGGACGCCGCAAAUGGAGAAGGCGCUUCAACUAAUUGCCACGAAUGAAUCAUGCGCCUCAGAUGAUUUAUUCAUCUCUCAAGUCCGCUUACAGUUGUUAAAGCAAAGAGCGGAGGAUAUCCGGCGUCAAGACGAAGCAGAUUACCUUUCCACGGGUGCAACUCCCUUGGCAUCAGCGCCUCGUUUAUUCUAUAUCAAAACUCUGCGAAGAAAAUUAGAAGAGCUUCGCGCUUCAUUCCGGUCAGAGACUCCCCAUAUUGCGUAUUCGAUCAAUACAGACUCACUUUCUCUGCACCCACCUGAACGAGAGAAUGAAGGAGUGGUCAACUUGGGACUCGAACGUCUCGAGUGUUUAUGGCUGUCAGUUGAGAAUAUCAACUCAUGGCUGAAGAAUUUCUACAGAAUCCCCUGCUCGAAACUUGUCGGCCAACCUUUUCAUUUCUGGUCGCAAAUGAUUCUGAGUAUCACACUCUUGAAAUACCUCUCAACCCUGAAAGACCCAGAAUGGGACUGCCAAGUGGUGCGCAACACAGUCAAUCUCAUAACAGCCAUCGAGUCCAUGCUGCAGAGAAUUGAAUUGAGUGGCAAGGAGCCGGAACUUCAGUGCAACGACCAUCUGCUGAAGUAUUUGUCGAAGCUUUUGAGCAGAAGUCGCAUGUGGGCUCAAGCCCAAUGGCACAUUACUUCUCAGGUACAAGAUACGGAGACCAGGAUGUCUCAGAGUGUCAAUCCUGACACCAACUCUCACGAUUACCAUGUGCCUGAUCUUGAUCAGAUGACCUGGAUGCAAUCGAUGGACCUGGGAAAUGAGCAGUGGUUUGAGGAUGUACUAGGCAUGCCUGCGACGUUGUACUAA